Molecule: messenger RNA, 3827 nt
Organism: Chrysemys picta bellii (western painted turtle)
Lineage: Eukaryota; Metazoa; Chordata; Testudines; Emydidae
Product: perforin-1-like
Biological process (GO): defense response to virus; T cell mediated cytotoxicity; immunological synapse formation
Cellular component (GO): membrane
Molecular function (GO): wide pore channel activity
Source: RefSeq, a predicted model, not a curated record
CCCCAAUGCCCCAGUGCGGCGCUAGGGGGCGCUGUGCUGCAGGCUCAGGGCUCAGCAGGGGGCGCUCUCCCCGGGCAGGCAGUGCUGGGUUUGUCUCACUGGUUUACUUUGCAGCCUCUCUAGCUCCUCAGACCCUGGCUCGAGACCCAUGGGAGACGUGUUUGAUCCACCGCAGGGGUGGAACAAUUGCUGGCCACAGCUUCCUGCCCAAUGGCUGUGGCUGGGGGUGUAAACGGGCAUGAGCUCAGCGCUGGGGGGAGCGUGAUGACGGCUGAGACUGAGAACACAGGAGACCUCGUGCGGUGUCUUGGUCACCUUCAAAGCACAUCUCUCCCAGCAGAGACACAGACCAACCCUGGCUGCUGGCAGGCCCCAGAGCCGAAAUAUUCCUCAACUCAGUUCCUGAGGCAGUCUGAGCCGCCUACCACGACAGGAUGCAGAGCUGUCACCCUUUGCUCUCCCACAGCCAGCAUUGCUGUACAGCUCCAACCCAAGUUGAACACAAUUGAAAUCUACAUUUAACACAGCAUCCCUUGUGGAGAGUUCAGAGGCCGACGGCCCCUCCUGGGUGGGGGAACACAUCACAUCAGCCAUGCCCAGAUGCGGUGCCUUCAUCCCCCUCCUCCUCUUCAUCCUCCCCGGGGCCUCCUCCCAUUGUUACACAGGCACGGAAAAUGAAUGCAAGAAGCACAUGGCCUUAGUGCCCGGGCACAGCUUGGUAGGAAGGGGCAUUGAUGUGACCACGAUGGGCAGGAAGGGGGCCGAUCUGGUCAACAGCAGCCUCUGGCAGCACGAGGACGGCACCUGCACCCUGUGUGAGAACCAACUGCAGGGAGGGCAGUGGCAGAGGCUGCCACUGGCCGUGGUGGACUGGCGGGUCCACGUCUCGUGCCGCCGGAAGCUGAGCAGCUCGGUGCAGCAGUCGGCGAUGGGCAUGAUGGAGUCGGCAGCGUCCGCGGUGCAGAACGACUGGAAGGUGGGGCUGGACGUGCCUGUGAAGCCCAAGGUUAAUGUCCAGGUGGCGCUGGCCGGCUCACGCUCCAAACUGGCCAGUUUCGUGGUAGACCACACGCGGAUGGACAAAUACAGCUUCAUGAGCCACGAGGUCUCCUGUGGCUAUUACAGGUUCCGGGUCAGCGAGACGCCCCCGCUCACCAGCCAUUUCACUCUGGCGCUCGAGAACCUCCCGGGCCAGUACGACAGCAAAUCGAAGGUGGAGUACCAGCAGCUAAUCAGCAACUACGGCACCCACUACGUGUCCCAGCUGCAGCUGGGGGGCCGGGCGCGGGACGUGACGGCCGUGCGGGUCUGCGAAGCGGCAUUGAGCAGCUUGACUGACGACGAGAUCAAGGACUGCUUGAGCAUGGAGGCGUCUGUGAGUAUCGGAACGGGCUCAGUCAAAGGUGGGAACAGCAAGUGCGAGGAGGAGAAGAAGAAGGGGAAGGUCCAGGGGAGCUUCCAUGAGAUGUAUCGGGAGCGCCACGUGGAGGUUGAGGGAGGAGAGAGCACGACUGAUGUGCUCUUCUCCGGCAGUGAUCCCAAGGUCUUCUCGGCCUGGAUUGAGAGUCUCAAAGGGAACCCUGGCCCGGUGUCCUAUUCGCUGCAACCCAUCCACAACUUGCUGGAGCAGAACGACCCAAAGCAGAAGGCGCUGAGGCAGGCAGUCAGUGAGUACAUCCGUGAGAGGGCCCUGUGGAGGAAUUGCACCCGAAGCUGCCCUCAGGGGACUCAACGCAGCGCCCAUGACCCCUGCUCCUGUGUCUGCCCCGGGGAUACCAUGACCAACACCAUGUGCUGCUCACGGGAGCGCGGCCUGGGGAAGCUGAUGGUCACAGUGAAGAAGGCCAGUGGCCUGUGGGGGGAUUACUUUACCGCUACGGAUGCCUUUGUCAAGGUCUUCUUUGAGAGAAGGGAGAUCCGGACCGGCACCAUCUGGAACAACAACAAUCCCGUCUGGAACGUCCACUUGGACUUUGGUACCGUCCGCAUCACCAGCACCAGCAAGAUCCACAUAGAGGUCUGGGACGAGGACAACAAGUGGGACGAUGACCUCCUAGGAGGCUGCGACAUCCCGCUGGAGGCUGGGGGGCCCCACCAGAAGGAUUGCUACCUGAACCACGGCCGCAUCUGGUUCCAGUACAGCCUGCGCUGCGGGCCCCACCUCGGGGGUCGGAGCUGCCUCGACUAUGUCUCCCAGCCACCCCAGCUGGGAACAGCCAAGGGGAAGGAGGUGGAGGCCUUCUGGUGAGCCCUUGAUUGGAGGGGGACAUGGAUGUGCACUGGUCACUAGCGCUCCCUGUCCCCCAGAGCAUUUCCUAGUUCCCGCUCUGCUGACACUACUGAGCUUCAUGCUGUCACUCCUGCUCGGGAAUCGGUGUCUACUAUGCCCCUAAGAGACUGUCUGCUCCUGUGGCCCGAUAUCCUCGCAGCUCCCUCUGGGAAAACAUUUCACCAUGAACCGCACGUUCCGGAACCAUCAGACCAGUGUGUCCAAUGAUUCCAGCCAUCCAAUGUAUCCAUCUAACCAACAAACAAAGCAUGUACCUACUGCAUCCAACCUAUCUGCCCCCCGCAUCCAGCCAACUGCCAACCAACCAACCAACCAACCAAUUGUUGCAUUUAGUUUAUUCAACGUAUUCAACCAGUAAACCGCCAACUGGAUUUAGUGUAUCCAAUGUAUCCAACCAACCUAUGAAAGAACGUGUGCAGUGCAUCUACUGUAUCCAUCCCUCCAACCAACCAAUGAAUAUAUCUAGUGCAUCCAACGUGUGCAACAAACCAACCAAUGAAUGUAUCCAAUGUAUCCAAACGACUGAUGAAUUGAUCUAGAACAUCCAAGGUAAAAAACCAGCCAGCCAACCAACCAAUGAAUGUGUUUAGGAUGUCCACUGUAACCAGCCAACCAACAAAUGUAUUUAGCGUAUCCAGCCAACCUGCCAACCAGUGUCUCCAAUGUAUCCAUCCAGCCAACCAACCAGUGUAUGUACCUAGUGCAUCUGGUGUAUCCACCCAACUAACGUCUUAGGUACAUCCAACCAACAUGUGUAGCCAGUGCAACCAACCAACCAAUGAGUAUCAAGUACGUCCAGUCAACCCAUAUGUGCUGGCAGUGCAACUAAUCCACCACCCCACGUAUCCAUCCACCCACUGUAAUUACCUGUCUAGUGCACCCAGCUGAAAAGAGAUCAUGAGGAGAAAAGCUCCACCCCUGUCCUAUUGUGGCAUCAGGGAUUAACCCUCUGCAGAGACCUGAAGAUACUCCAGCGAUGGGCAAGUUCUAAACACGCAGUGGAUGGGCUGGGCUCCUGGAGGGAGGGUUCAUUAGGGGGCUGUUUCCUAGCUGUCAUUACUGGUGCUUUCCACAAUUAUCCAGCAGCUCUGGGGUACAUUAUCUCAUCCUGAAGGUGCAGGCCCCACCCACCAUCCAGCUGGAUGUUCCAUGCUCAGAUGAUCAACAGAGAUGAUGCUUUGUCACUUGCCAUUGGUAGGAUUCAGAGUUAACACCCACGAGGACAUGCAACAGGGCUAUCGGUUCAGGCUGUCAGCCGGCUCAGGGAGAUGGCACUGCAUUGGGGUCACACUGGAGAGGGAAAAUUCCCCCUGAUUCUGGGAUUAAAGCAUCUUCCUGGCUCACCCCUCUCUGCAUCUGUGAGAGCCUAGACUUAUAGUCCCAUGGUGCUGUUAACUGGUAAUGAGGGUUGUUAACUCUGAACCCUAUUGACUGCAAGUUAAAUAUAUCCAGCCUGUUAAAGUGCCAUGCAGCUUUGCAUCUCCACCACAAAAUGAUUUGCUUCUGGGAGGAUUCCAUCUCUCUGGAUCUUUGCAAA